Molecule: messenger RNA, 851 nt
Organism: Ceratosolen solmsi marchali
Lineage: Eukaryota; Metazoa; Arthropoda; Insecta; Hymenoptera; Agaonidae
Exons: 3
Coding region: 242-772 (176 amino acids)
Source: RefSeq, a predicted model, not a curated record
UCUUAGAAGUAAAUUUAAAAACUCCUAGAGAUGAAUUCCAAAAAGUUCGCGUGCGUCUUGCUACGUGCCUGUGUUCGGCAAUAAGACUUUCGAAUGAGAAAGAAACUCAACAUAUGAACUGGGAGGGGCGCACGCUAUUGUGGAUACCGUUGUAACCGAGUCAAGAGAAGCCGUAAUUUCAAAAUCAGCUGCCGAGUCAAACGUAGGCGAGCGUUCGAGUAACUCAAAGUACGUAAUAAACAUGGAAGUGAGCGGUCGAUUGUCACUACUACUGUUGCUACUUAUGAUAACAUUGUUGAUAGGAGUUAUGGCUACCGAGAAACCAAGUAUUUUAAGGCGACUCCAUUCAAACAUGGUUGAUUUUUGGUCUAAUCUUAGUAAUACCAUCGAUAGCCAUGUUCAUAGGAAACAUCAAGAAAAUGCAAUGCAAAAAGAACGAACUUUUGGACAUAAAAGAAUUCAAUUUAUGAUAAUGCCUAUGAUUUACAAAAUGGGGAUAAUAAUGACAAUGUUAGUUGUUAUAACGGUUAUUUCAUUUAAAGGAUUAAUGAUUGGGGUUGCCCUCUUCGUUCUCAAGCUUAGUACUAUCUUCGGCAAAUUCUUCACAGGACAAUCAGCUGGCACCUGGAUGUUGCCGCAACAUUUGCACCAAUUGCCGCAACCAAUUCAUUUUCAUCUGCACAACAGUGGGCCUUUCGAAACCCACACUGAGACAGGUUGGGAAACUGUAGGUAAUGGAGGCUUCUACGAAAACUACUAUUACAAAGGAUAAGAUAGAAUUUUAUAAUUCUUAUUGCACAUUAGACUUAGUUUCGCGAUCAAUUCCUUUGUUCAUUAUUUUUCAAAUAAGU